Messenger RNA from Penicillium psychrosexuale, 1365 nucleotides. Its product is annotated as dolichyl-diphosphooligosaccharide-protein glycotransferase. The transcript is spliced from 4 exons. The record is from RefSeq and is a predicted model, not a curated record. Gene Ontology annotation, cellular component: endoplasmic reticulum membrane; oligosaccharyltransferase complex. Lineage: Eukaryota; Fungi; Ascomycota; Eurotiomycetes; Eurotiales; Aspergillaceae. The coding region runs from base 1 to 1365 and encodes 454 amino acids.
AUGAGGUGGUGUCUUGCGUUGCUUAUUUGUUGCUUCUUGGCUGCGGUAAAUGCGCUGAGUAGCUCCGGCAGUCGCCUGUUGGCUAUUUUGGAAGAUACAGAACAGAAGGACCUGUACUCCACGUUGUGGGCAGACCUAGAAGCACGAGGAUACGAUGUCUCAAUCGAAUCUUCCAAGAGUGAACAGCUUGCCUUGUUCAAGCUUGGCGAAAGAGCUUACGACCACCUUCUAAUCUUCCCUCCCAAGUCAAAAGGCCUCGGCCCCUCCUUGACCCCCAAACACAUCGUCGACUUUAUGAACAAGGAUGGAAACAUCCUCCUCGCCCUUUCUGGCAAGUCUGCCACCUCUAGCGCCAUCAGCUCCCUUCUCCUUGAACUCGAUAUUCACCUAUCCAAUGAUCGCUCACAAGUUGUUGUCGACCACUUCAACUAUGACACCCUCUCGGCCGCUGAGAAACAUGACGUCCUUGUCCUCCAGCGCCCUGGACCCCUCCGUUCUGACGUCAAGGCCUUCUUUGAUGGUGAAGGUGUUCUUGCCCUCCCUCGAGUUGCUCCUCAGACUCUCGGUGACAGCGCCCUGCUCUCUCCGAUUCUCAAGGCCCCCGCCACUGCCUACAGCUACAACCCCAAGGAGGGCACGCCCGCGCCGGAGGACAUCCUGGCUACCGGGUCGCAGCUGAACAUCAUUUCCGCUAUGCAGGCACGCAACUCUGCCCGCUUCACUGUUCUUGGAUCAGUGGAGUCGCUGGAGGACAAGUGGUUCUCGGCCUCCGUCAAGACGCCCAGCGGCAAGAAGACACCCACUGUGAACCGCGAGUUCGCCAAGCAGUUGACUGCUUGGGCUUUCAAGGAGACUGGUGUCCUGAAGGUUGACAAGGUCGAGCAUCGCCUUGUCACUGAGGGCGCAGAGUUGAACCCCUCGAUCUACCGGAUCAAGAACGAGACUAUUUACAGCAUUGAGAUUUCCGAGUAUGUCUACGACAAGUGGGUUCCCUUCGAGCUACCUGGCGACGACGCGCUCCAGCUCGAGUUCACCAUGCUCUCGCCCUUCCACCGCCUGAACCUCGAACCGGUCGAGCGCACCGAUACCAGCACUGUGUUCAGCACUCAGUUCGUGACUCCCGAUCAACACGGAAUCUUCUCCUUCCGCGUCAACUACAAGCGUCCCUUCUUGACCGCCAUCGAGGAGAAGCUUGAGGUUACCAACCGCCACUUCGCACACGACGAGUACCCGCGCAGCUGGGCUAUUACCGGCGGCUGGGUAUGGAUUGCCGGUCUUUGGUCGGUGAUUGGAGGAUUCUUGGCUUUCGUGGUUGUCUGGCUCUACUCUGCCCCUGUGGCUGAUAAGCUCAAGAAGACUCAGUAG